Molecule: messenger RNA, 2820 nt
Organism: Pocillopora meandrina
Lineage: Eukaryota; Metazoa; Cnidaria; Anthozoa; Scleractinia; Pocilloporidae
Source: the annotation of a GenBank genome assembly
AUGGCGACCUGGUUAGAAAGAUCAUUUCUUCUCAGGCUUGUUCGUGAGUAUAAUCUUGUGUCUUUGUAUAUUCAGUCCUUUUGGCAUUUUGUGGACCUCGAUUGUGAAAUCAUCAGUGAUGAUAAUUCAACAUUUCAAACUAAUCAGUUCUCGUGCGGACUUUCACUCUCUGGCCGCCAAUUAUAUGACUACCUUUCCACAAAAUGAUAUUUUCCUGGAAACAUUCACCACUUGCUCUCGGCUUUAAGUUGUUAAACUUCAAUCAGCUCGAGUGUGUUACAAAGUAAGAAACAGGCUUAAUUCCUGUUAGCUGUAAAACCGGGGUUCCAUACGAUCGUGACAGGAUUGUGAGGAAUAACGGUAAUAGCUUCUAAUCCUGUUAAAAAAGUACCGUGACAUCCGCACAGCAUUUCAAUGCAUGACCGGAUGUACUCCUCCGUUUAAAUUUCAAUUCGGUACGUACACAAAAUCAGUGUUAAGAACUCAGUGAUCAGUCUUUUAAUUAAAAACUUCAUCCCUUAAUUUAUAACGCAAAGCUACUAAUGAUGGACCAAGUUGAUUUUCUUUCAAUUAAAAUCGGUGAAAAAAAAAAAAUGGAGGAGGUCGUUAAAACUGUUAUAACAAUCAUUUCGCGAGUACUUUGGUAAUCAAUUAUUGAUUCACCGAGUCUAGGAAGGCCACCACACAUUUAUCUCCAGUACAUCGUUUCCCAGGCGAGCGGAAAAAAGAGCGAGACGUGCACGAAGCGUGGGUCAAAAGCGAGAAGAGAAGCUUGUGUGCGUCCCUCAUUCGUGCAUCCAUCCUUUGCGCUUGCUUUGCACUAAAUUCAGACCAACUAUAAAACACACACAAAAAGGAACCUCUUCUGUUGGCUACCAGUGCGUUAGCAUCUUGAUAGAUUUAUGAGAAUAUGAGCGACUCGUUCCAUCCUAUUUCUUCGAUUCGCUUCAUAUGCUUUCAAUCACUGAAUUUAUAAACUGGUAGAUUUUAUGAGUCAUUUUGAUAUAAAACUUUUUUCACAGAUUUCUUUAACCUGUUACGCAUCUUUGUUUUAAGCGGUGAGUUGAAAAUAAUUAUUUGUUAAAUACUUUAAUACCAAAUAGAUUUUAUGCUGCCUUGGGUCUGUUCAGUAAUUGAUCACAUAUGACAUCAAAAUAAGGCAGGAACGAAACAGAUCCUUACCACAUUUAUUAGUCGUCUGUGAUUUAUUACUGUACAGACCCACGGAAACAUGGAUUCAAUUUGUUUUAUGUGAUAACGAAGAAUUGGUGGGAAAAAAAUUAAUAGUAACGUUAUCCUUGCGUUUAUCCUCUAUGCAAUAGAUCAAAAACAAGAACCAGUCAAAAUACGUGUUUAAUUCAGCUUAUCAUAUAGAGGCUGUUAACACUCCGCAACGACUUAUUGAAAACUAAACGGGUCAUAAAUCAUUACUUCUUAAACAUUUUCAUUGUUCUCGUGUUUAUGUUUUUUUGUGCUUUGUUUAAACUGGAGGAUAGUUUUCGAGGUCUAAACAACGAACAAUUGCAAACAAACAAGUCAAAUACCUGAUGGUACCGGUCCCUCAAGGCCUCUGUCAUCCUAUCUACAUGAACUGUCUACGUAAAUGUACUACGGUCCGAAAUUAAUGGAAUGCGCACCCACCCCUCCCUCAACCCAAGAAUGGUCAAAUGAUAACAAGUUAGAGUUAAUGCUGGAUUAGGGGAGGGGUGGGUGCGAAGUUGCUCAAAUACUAACAGAUCCAAACAAUGAAUAGUUUUAUCCUCUUCUUACAGAAACAAGAUGCUCCAGAAACAAAACUUCAAAUCUGAACAAUAACAUAUUUUUGACUAAAUCAUCUGACACAUUUUGUAGCCCUGAUUACGACACUUCUGAAGCCUAUCCCGGAAAUCUAACCUGUACAUGGGUUAUUUCUCUUCAAGAGAAGAGGAUAAAGCUUUCUUUUCUAACAUUUGACCUUCAAAACGCCAGUCCUGCUUGCCAAGAUUGCGAUUUUGUGUCGGUUCGGGACGGGAAAUACUCAAAUAGUCCAGUUAUUGGAACGUUUUGUGGUAGCAGAAUACCCAAUGACGUCCUCUCAACCGGAAAUCACAUGUGGAUUCACUUCCGUUCAGACGGGUCUGUGGAGAAGCGAGGCUUUAAGAUGUCAUAUACCACAUAUGAUACUUCGAAUGGUAAGUUCACUCAAUCAUAUCCCACCUGAGACGGCGGGCAGGCGGCAGGCGGCAGGCGGUUAUGACCUAACAAGCCUUGGUCGAAGCGGAUUUUUUCGGUGGAGCAGUCAUAUAACUUUCCACCAUUUUUUACCUCGAAGUUUGCUAGAAAGCAUUAGACAUAGGUUCGCGUUUAAGAAAAUCGUACGUAGCCUACAAAAAAAUCAAUACGACCUAGAACCGCGUUUGCGCUUUUGCCUUUUCCGCAUUCAAUGGUGACACAACCAAAAUCCUGAGACCCCUUUCAGGCGAUAAAUAAAGUUCGGCCCUUAAACGUAAUGCUCUAAGGUGUACUUCACCUUUAAGAAUAUCUGAAAGGGUCUUCUAAGCAUGGCCUGAUGUGAAUGUUUCAUUUUUUAUCUUUGCUCCAGGUCUAUCAGCUGUUUCUUUUCUUGUGGCAUCGGCCGUCGUAGUUUUCAUUUUAAUUCUAGUUGGUGUUGUGGCUUCGGCAAUAAAAAGGAGAAACUCUCUUUCAUCAACCCGCGUCAAAGUCUAUAAAACCAGGCCGGGAAUAACAAUCAAGGUUUCUCCUGCUACACCAAUAGAAAAUCGGAGUAAAGCAUCGUUACAUAAUGACACAGUUACAGAUAGUAAUUUAGUUCUUCCCAAG